GUCACCGUCAUGAAGACUUGUCUAAUCGUCCUCGCCUUCCUCGGCAUGGCGGCCGCCGUCCCCGGCCUCCGCCACCGCCGCGACUCCUUCCCCUUCCUCUUCGAGCUGCCCUCCAACGCCUCCCUCAUCCUGGGCGGCAUCCAGACCGGCUUCGAGUGCGGCGACCUGCCCUAUGGCUACUACGCCGACACUUCCAACAACUGCGCCAUCUACCACGUGUGUCUGCCCUACGUCGACAAUGACCUGUACGUGACACGCCACUUCUCCUUCCUAUGCGGCGCAGGCACCAUGUUCGACCAGGAGCGCCUCGUCUGCGACUUCCCCGAGAACUCCGUUGCCUGCCAAGAAUCCACCUCCUUCAGGAGAGUCAAUGAGUACUUCGGCCGCCCCGUCAACUUCCUUGAGAAGUAAACAAAGCAGGGAGGUCAUCCCUGCCUGAUCAGGAUUGAGUAUUUUCCCUGUGUUAUGAUACUGCGGCACUGGGUUAAGCGGCCAUUGUCUUUCAUUCCAUGAUUGUCAAGUUCAAGUAUCUCCCGGCUUUGUUUCAAAUUUAUGAUUAGUGAACAUUCUUCUUCUUUUUUGACGCGGAAGAAUCGAUUGCCUUUCUCUUCUCUUUUUGUAAAUCAUAUUUAUGUAACGGUUAUGGACCAUAUGUUUAAUAAAAGUAUUUUUGAAUCUACUA
Molecule: messenger RNA, 682 nt
Organism: Penaeus chinensis
Lineage: Eukaryota; Metazoa; Arthropoda; Malacostraca; Decapoda; Penaeidae
Product: U-scoloptoxin(01)-Cw1a-like
Exons: 2
Coding region: 10-411 (133 amino acids)
Cellular component (GO): extracellular region
Molecular function (GO): chitin binding
Source: RefSeq, a predicted model, not a curated record